AAAUCACAGAGUGCUGAAGCUGUGGGAUAUUACCUCCUCAAAGGAAGAUCUUACUCUCAUUCUUCAGCAGAUCAACAACAGGUUGAUUGCAAGAUGAAUUCAGGAGGAAGGAGGCUGAAGCAGUGGCUCAUAGAGCAGAUUAACAGUAAUAUUUAUUCUGGGUUGCUGUGGGAGGAUGAAGCUCACACCAUGUUCCGCAUCCCGUGGAAACAUGCAGGGAAACAGGACUAUAACCAAGAAGUCGACGCUUCCAUUUUUAAAGCUUGGGCGGUGUUUAAGGGCAAGUUUAAGGAAGGAGACAAAGCUGAACCUGCUACAUGGAAGACCAGAUUGCGAUGUGCGCUCAACAAAAGUCCAGAUUUCGAAGAAGUAACAGAUCGCUCGCAGCUGGACAUCUCUGAGCCAUACAAGGUGUACAGGAUUGUCCCUGAGGAAGAGCAGAAGCAAGUUAAAACCAUCUACCCUGCGAACGAUGCAGUCGACAUAGAGUCAGCCCAGAGCCUCGAUCAGCUGAUCAAAGAGCAGUCUAAUGACGACUACGCAGACAGUAUCAGGAGGAGUCCGUCUCCUAUGGAUGGGAAUUGCAACGUUCAGUCGCCGCAGGAGUUCUGGCAACCUGGCUCGCAGAACGUUUUCCCAAACCAUCUGGACACCUCGCCAAUAAACUCAUUUAAUGCUGUUUUGGCUCAGAUGAUGAUCUCUUUCUACUACGGAGGAAAGCCGAUGGGCCACACAGUGACCACUCACACCGACGGGUGUCGGAUCUCGCCCUGCCAGCCCCCCGUCUCCAACGCGCUGCUGUACGGCUCGGACAGCCUGCAGACCGUCCGCUUCCCGUCUGUGGAGCUCAUCGAGAACGAGCGCCAGCGCUCCGUCACGCGCAAGCUGUUCGGGCACCUCGAGCGCGGAGUUCUGCUGCGCGCCAACCGCGAGGGCAUCUUCAUCAAACGUUUGUGUCAGAGCCGCGUGUUCUGGAGCGGCCAGGACUCCCAGUACGGCUCAGGCGUUAGCAAACUGGAGAGGGACGCUGUGGUCAAGAUCUUUGACAACAACAGGUUUUUACAGGCUUUGCAGAUGUAUCAGGAGAAUCAGUUCCCGGCUCCGGACCCCACGGUCACGCUCUGUUUUGGAGAAGAGUUUGCCGACUUUAGCACUGUGAAGAACAAGCUGAUCAUCGUGCAGAUCACGCCUGUAAAAUGUCAGCAGCUGCUGGACACCGUGUCGGCUCACCGAGCUCAGUACAGCAGCAACCUGGAGAUCUCCGACGAGCUUCCCGGCGAUCAGAUGCCUUACCAGGACGUUUGCAACUACUCUUACCCGCAGCGGCCCGCGUGCUACAGAGACAACCUGCCCAUCAUCGCCUGAAGUGCAGCUCCGAUCAACCAAACAGACUGAUUCAAAUAAAGACAACAACAACAACAACAACAAUGACUAAACGAUUUGUUGGCAUUAGCAGUGAUGUGAGCUUUGAUGAAGCUACACGUAGCAUCGUGUUUUCUCAGGAAAUCUCUUCAUGAAAAUGUUCUCAGGAAAGGUUGUGUUUUUUUAAACAUGUAUUUUGGUAGAAAACGUAUUUCUCAUUUUUGUUUGCCGAUCACUUUUAUUUCUUUGCAGUUUUAUAUGCAACAUAUGAUCUCCAGCUAGUAAGUAGAUAGGUUUUACUAUCUUCAGCUUCUUGUACUGUGACUUUGCUAAUAAAGUUUUUUAAGCAUUA
Messenger RNA from Clarias gariepinus (North African catfish), 1714 nucleotides. It is a transcript of the gene irf8, whose product is annotated as interferon regulatory factor 8. The coding region runs from base 94 to 1365 and encodes 423 amino acids. Gene Ontology annotation, cellular component: nucleus. The transcript is spliced from 9 exons. Gene Ontology annotation, molecular function: DNA-binding transcription factor activity, RNA polymerase II-specific; protein binding; RNA polymerase II cis-regulatory region sequence-specific DNA binding. NCBI's taxonomy places the organism in Eukaryota, Metazoa, Chordata, Actinopteri, Siluriformes, Clariidae. The record is from RefSeq and is a predicted model, not a curated record. Gene Ontology annotation, biological process: immune system process; regulation of transcription by RNA polymerase II.